AAUAAAGAAUUGAACAAAGGCAAAAGAUAGUCUGUGCAUCAUUUUUAUUCAGUAAACGAAAAAUGUUCGCAGCGCUGUGUUGUGUUCUCUUGGUGCUUGCUUUUGCGCCAGGCUCUAAGGUACUGGCUGAGGAGAAGUUCCAAUACGCCAUCAAAGAAUUCACCGUGCCACUGGAUCACUAUAGUUUUCUGAGCAACACAAGCUUCAACAUACGCUACUUAUACAACGACAGCUAUGUCGACAAAACCAAUCCUGAUGCGCCGAUAUUCUUUUAUACCGGCAACGAAGGCGACAUUGAGUGGUUUGCGCAGAAUAGCGGCUUUGUAUGGGAGCUUGCGGCAAAGGAGCAUGCAGUAGUGGUGUUUGCGGAGCAUCGUUAUUAUGGCAAAUCGCUGCCCUACGGUAGCGAUACCUUCAACACCAGCAAACCCGAGCAUUUGGCCUACUUCACUGUGGAGCAGACGCUAGAGGAUUAUGCGAUGCUAAUUACAUUUUUACGCAAUGGACGUGAACUGCCGGUGGUUGCAUUUGGUGGCUCUUACGGCGGCAUGCUGGCAGCCUGGUUUCGCAUGAAGUAUCCACAUAUAGUAAUUGGUGCGCUGGCCGCAUCAGCACCUAUAUUGCAGUUCCCAGGACUAACGCCUUGCGAGAUUUUCAACAGAAUAACAACCUCUGUGUUUGAAACUGCCUACAAUGCCAACUGCAGUGCCAACAUAGGCAAGUCCUGGAAAGCUUUCGAGACGCUAGCAAGCACAGAUGCAGGCAAACUGCAGUUGACGGACAAAUUUCAUUUGUGCGAUCCACUUAAGACAGCCGAUGACUUGAAGGCAUUUCUCGAUUAUCUGGAGGAAGUGUAUGGCAAUUUAGCUAUGGCAAACUAUCCCUACAAUAGCUCAUUUCUGGCGCCAUUGCCUGCGUAUCCAGUGCGACAGCUGUGCUACUAUUUGAAGGAUUUGGCUGCCAAUGAAACGGAGCUGAUCAACAGCAUGGCCAGUGCGCUGGCUGUCUACACCAAUUACACAGGCACAACCCCAUGCAUGGAUUAUAAGAACACAAGAGACACCGCCAACUUCGAUGAUCAUGGCUGGAAUAUACAAAGCUGCAAUCAGAUGGUUAUGCCCUUCUGCGCCAACAGCAGCGACACCAUGUAUCGCACCAGCACCUGGAACUUAAAGGAGUAUAGCGACAAGUGCUUUAAGAAAUUUCAGCUCACACCCAAGCCCUACGAUAUUGUGCUGCGCUACGGCGGACGCAAUUUGGAAGCCGCCAGCAAUAUUAUUUUUUCUAAUGGACUAUUGGACCCCUGGAGUGGGGGUGGUGUGCUGCAGGCGCCCAAUAGCGAAGUGCAUGUGAUUAUUCUACCCGAGGGCGCUCAUCACUUGGAUCUGCGUUCCAGCCAUUCAGCCGAUCCGCCAUCUGUUAAGGAUGCGCGCGAGAAGGAGGCAGCUAUCAUUAAGCAAUGGAUAGAGAAGUUCUAAGCAUGCAGCAUGAUUAAAAUUAAAGAUGAAAUAUACAAAUUGUUAACAAAUAUUUUGUAUAUCUUCUUUUAAUAUAAAUCUUUUAGUCCAGUUCUACAUU
Messenger RNA from Drosophila busckii, 1578 nucleotides. Its product is annotated as lysosomal Pro-X carboxypeptidase. Gene Ontology annotation, molecular function: serine-type exopeptidase activity; dipeptidyl-peptidase activity. Lineage: Eukaryota; Metazoa; Arthropoda; Insecta; Diptera; Drosophilidae. The transcript has a single exon. Gene Ontology annotation, biological process: proteolysis. Bases 63 to 1478 code for a protein of 471 amino acids. The record is from RefSeq and is a predicted model, not a curated record.